Haliaeetus leucocephalus (bald eagle) is the source of this 1590-nucleotide messenger RNA. RefSeq names its product RAB30, member RAS oncogene family (gene RAB30). Lineage: Eukaryota; Metazoa; Chordata; Aves; Accipitriformes; Accipitridae. The record is from RefSeq and is a predicted model, not a curated record. Bases 88 to 699 code for a protein of 203 amino acids. Gene Ontology annotation, biological process: Rab protein signal transduction. Gene Ontology annotation, molecular function: GTPase activity; GTP binding. Gene Ontology annotation, cellular component: trans-Golgi network. The transcript has 5 exons.
AAAGGCUCGGCUUGCAGGAGAAGAUUUCGUAAGGGUGACUGAUGCAACGUUUCUGUGGUCAGUGCUGACGGCGUGGUGGCUGCGUAAAUGAGUAUGGAAGAUUAUGAUUUCCUCUUCAAAAUUGUUUUAAUCGGCAACGCCGGUGUGGGGAAGACCUGCUUAGUCCGUCGCUUCACUCAGGGGCUUUUCCCACCAGGUCAAGGAGCCACGAUUGGGGUUGACUUUAUGAUUAAAACUGUGGAAAUAAACGGUGAAAAAGUAAAGCUGCAGAUCUGGGACACGGCAGGACAAGAGCGAUUCCGAUCCAUCACGCAAAGUUACUAUCGCAGCGCUAAUGCGUUAAUCUUGACCUACGACAUCACCUGUGAAGAAUCCUUCCGCUGUCUCCCCGAGUGGCUGCGAGAAAUCGAGCAGUAUGCCAGCAAUAAGGUCAUAACCGUGCUAGUGGGUAAUAAGAUUGAUUUAGCCGAUAAGAGGGAAGUCUCCCAGCAAAGAGCUGCAGAGUUUUCCGAAGCACAGGACAUGUACUAUCUGGAAACCUCAGCAAAAGAAUCGGAUAAUGUGGAAAAACUCUUCCUGGACUUGGCCUGCCGGUUGAUCAGCGAGGCACGACAGAACACCCUUGUGAACAAUGUCUCAUCCCCCUUACCAGGAGAGGGGAAAAGUAUCAGCUACUUGACUUGCUGUAAUUUUAAUUGAAGAGCUGGCAUGUGACUUCCCUUUCUGCCAUGGGCCAAAAGGAUUUUUUUUUUUUCUGCUGGGAUUUAUCUACUUGAAAGGAAUUCCUGCCACUUUGACCCAUCUGACUUACCCUGAGUCAGGUUGCAGACCUGGAAGCAUGGCAGGCUGAUGGCCCCAGCUACAUGGCGACAUAGCAGAAUAUAACAUGGUUUAAAUUUAAUUUUUCUUGCAGUCUCUGGAGAGGGUUAGGGAAAGAAGAGUUGCACAAGUGCUUCAUGUAAUGCAGAACAUGAGCUGUUGCAUUUCCUUCUAUGGGAGACUAGAGCAGCCUCUCUCUCAGAAGAUAUUGAAGAGAUCAAAAUCUCUCUUAUAGAACAAUGUGUUUGGUCCUUUUUAAAAUAAAAAAAUUAAGAAAUAACCAACAAUGAACACUGACCUUGGACUACGCUGGCAAUCUUCCAGGCUGCCAGCAAGCGAGCUGUUAGUACAUGUACAUAGCGUCUGCCCAUGCAUCUUCAUGGAGGACUCUGGUGUUUGAAAUAGUGUUAUGUCUCUCAUCUACAGGCACUUUCAUGAACAUGGAAUUAAAAAAAAAAGUUACAUAUAUCAACAUUUUCAAGAUUUAAGAAGACAUGGAUACAGCUCAGUUGCUCCCUUUGGUGCUAGCAGUUCAGCAAAUAUUCCAUAGACCAAACGUAGUCUUACUACAUUACUGUUCUCUGAAUGUGUAACUUAGACUGGUUAGGAAAAAACACUAAUAAGCACUGUUCAUAAAAAUAAAAAAAUCUCGUUACCUCUUUUUCUAGGCCUGAACGUAGUGGGAAAGGACUGUGCUUUGAUAUCCAACAUAGGAUGAAAAAACUUUCCAGAAAUAAAUAAAAAAAAAAAAAUUAACUGUUCCUCCUCUAA